AUGAGUUUUCUACCACGCCUUCGCCAUGUGGAGGAUGAAAAGGAAUCUUUAGAUUCCUCCUCUGAGCCUAUCACGUACACCUACCGCGACGAAGCUAACCGUCCAUGGUGGAAAUUCUUUGAUGAGUUCGAGUAUCGUCAGUCCAGUGAAGAAGCUUCUCGCCGGAAGUGGUACAGAUGGUUCCCAGAGGGGACUUCUGCCCAGGAAGUGAAGCUUCUGUGCAAGCUGGACAUUCUAAUUGCCUUCUACUCUUUUGUCGGCUACUGGAUCAAGUACAUUGACAGUUCCAAUCUCAACAAUGCCUAUGUUUCGAACAUGAAGGAGGACCUUGGUAUGAAAGGCAAUGAUCUUAUCAAUACCCAGUUAAUCUUCAACAUAGGAAAUAUUUUACUGGAGCUUCCUUGGCUGUAUUUGCUGCCUAGAGUGCCAAUCAACUAUGCACUAUUUAUUUCUGAGUUUGGGUGGGCAGCUUUCACUCUAGGAACAUACAGAGUCAACAAUGUGAGUUCUUUGCAGGCUAUGCGCUUUUUUGUUGGAGCCUUUGAGGCUGCCUAUUUCCCAUGUAUCCACUACACUCUUGCCAGUUGGUACAAACCUACCGAAGUGGGCAGAAGGGGUGCGCUUUUCUACGCAGGACAGUUUCUGGGAGUCCUUACAUCCGGACUGCUUCAAUCGGCUGCCUUCAGAAACCUUGAUGGUCACCACAACCUUGCUGGAUGGCGUUGGAUGUUCAUUAUUGACGGGUGUAUCUCUUUUGCUGUUGCCAUUCUAGCUCUUUUUUCUCUCCCGGGCACACCUACCCACUGUUACUCAAUCUUUUUGUCCGACGAUGAGAUUAAGCUAGCCCGUAAGCGCAUGAAGGAAAACGGCACAGAUCCAAGACAAGAGAUCAGCAGUUUCUUUUCCAAGGAAAGCUGGUCCAAGGCACUUAAAAGCCCACACGUUUACAUUUUGGGUAUUGCAAACAUGAUGGGAUUCAACACCAACAACACUUCUGCUGGAACUUUCACUUUGUGGCUCAAAUCGCUUAAUAUUGACAUUGGUAAAAUCAAUAACUGGUCAACAAUUCCACCUGCACUUGGAAUUCUGUACGUUUUCAUCAUAUGUGGUGGUGCGGACCUUACUGGAAAGCGGUAUCUCUUUAUCAUGUUUUCGUUCCUUAUGACAUUUAUUGGCAAUGUGAUACUUGCGGUAUGGGAUGUGUCUUACGGUGCCAAAUGGUUUGCGUUCUGUUUUGCAUACUGGUCUUGGUCGCAAUCGUCAGUGUUCAAUCCGCUGGUGAGUGAUCUUUUCCGCAGGGACAACAAUGUCAGAGCCAUUGCGUGGAUGAUAAUCUAUAUUAUGGGCUUGCAGUCUAGUGUGUGGAUUAACAGGUUAAUCUGGCCAACUGUUGACAGUCCAAGAUUUGAAAAAGGUUUCACAACAUGUGCUGUGUUCAGUAUCGGUUUCAUCUUUUUGCUAUCCAUUGACUACUUCUUUUACAAAAAGGAGGAGCGGGAGCACGCUAUUGAAAAUGGUAUCUAUAUUUACAAUAGCAAAACUGGUGAAAUUCCAGAAGGGGCUGAAAAUGAUGUUCACGUGCACAGGGAGUCUAUUUCCCCUAGUGAGAAGUGA
Messenger RNA from Ogataea parapolymorpha DL-1, 1614 nucleotides. RefSeq names its product transporter SEO1. The record is from RefSeq and is a predicted model, not a curated record. Gene Ontology annotation, cellular component: membrane. Lineage: Eukaryota; Fungi; Ascomycota; Pichiomycetes; Pichiales; Pichiaceae. Gene Ontology annotation, molecular function: transmembrane transporter activity. The transcript has a single exon. Gene Ontology annotation, biological process: transmembrane transport. The coding region runs from base 1 to 1614 and encodes 537 amino acids.